Messenger RNA from Acyrthosiphon pisum (pea aphid), 1578 nucleotides. Its product is annotated as THAP domain-containing protein 1-like. The coding region runs from base 358 to 1350 and encodes 330 amino acids. The record is from RefSeq and is a predicted model, not a curated record. NCBI's taxonomy places the organism in Eukaryota, Metazoa, Arthropoda, Insecta, Hemiptera, Aphididae. The transcript is spliced from 4 exons.
AAUUUAAUCUCUUUUCUAUGUCGUAAUCCCAUCAUUUGCCCGCGGUCAGAACUCAGAAUUCUGAAUUGGUCAGAAUCAUAUUACCUAUACGGCUAUACCUUAAAUCUUCAAUCGUGCUCAUAAUGCAUGUUUCCCAUCAUGUUUCAUUUUUUUUUUUGGUAUGCCUCAGACGUCGGGUCUAAGAUAUAUCUUAGUCCGUGCCUAUAGUCUAUUGAAUAAUCCAUAACAAUUUAUUAUUUAUUAUUUAAUACAAUAUUGUCAUAGUCUCGCUACCUAUUGUAAUGUUACAAAUGACAACUUAUAAGAGUAGGUAGUCUGUGAUUAGUGCAGGGUACGAGUAUUUGAAAAAUACUUAAAAUGCCUGUUUCGUGUGCAGCGUGCACAAACAGGUACAAAGUUGGACAGAAUAUACAUUUCUUUCGAUUUCCCAUUUCUAAAAACGAAUUGAUGACAAAAUGGUUAAGUGCUAUGAGGAGAAAACAAUUUGAAGCAACUCAAUGGAGUCGAUUAUGCAGUGUUCAUUUUACUGAACAAGACUUUCAAAUUAGACCUGGAGCAAAUCGAUUACUAUUAAAGAACAAUGCAGUUCCAUCAAUAUUUCCAUCACUUCCGUCUAACCUUAAAAAACCAAAUAAAAUUCCUAGAAAAACCCCUACGCUGAGGAACACUUGUAGUAAAGAUGUAACUGUAGAUCAAUUAGAAAACAACAUAUAUCAAUGUGACGACAUGCAUUCAAUUACUAAUUUUAAGAGUGUUGAAAUACAAACUGAAACCUAUCAUUCAAAUGAAGAAAUGCAUAAAAAUAAAAUUAAAACACUACAGCAAAAACUACGAAGGAAAAAUAAAAAAAUUGAAAAUUUAGAAGAUUUAGUAAAAAAUAUUAAACACAGUAAAUUGCCAAAUAAAAAGCAAGAUACACAAAGCCUACAUUUAGAUGAUGUACAAAUUGCAUCUGAAGAAACAAAUGACAAUUGCAAAUCAGAUAAUACUAAUCUUAAUCUGGGUGGUAUUUGCCAAGAUUUAAGUAAUUACAAUGAUUUUGAAGCAACGAUAAAACAGUUUGAUGGGUGUGUUGGUAAAAUGAAACGUGCUUUUAAUUUAAACAAAGCAUACUUUCUACCAGCCAUAAAAAGUUUUGUAAAAUCAAUGAACAAGAAUGUAAAAACACAUGCAGAACUUUGUUCAGCUAUGAAGAAUUUUGGUAAUAAAAGAAUUGGAACCAAGGCCACUGCAAGAACUAGACAAAAAACACUAAUAGGAAAAAGAAACAAUUUGACAGCUGGAAGAACUCCGAACUGGAGACGAGUACCAGAACACGGUUACGCUAUUAGAAUAAGUUCAAGUAGAUAACCUCAAAAGAAAAAAACUCUACAUUCUUUAACACGCUGUAUAGAAAUAAAUAAAGCAUUAGACUCAACACAUAAUUUGAAGUAAUAAUAAUAUGGCAAAUCAACAUUUGUAAUAUUGUUCUAAUUAAUUUUUAAAGUUUAUUUUUUUUAAUUUUUCGUCAUCUAAAUAUGUAAUAGUUACUUUAGUACUACAUUUUUAAUACACUUAUUACAUGUGUUAUUAUUUUAA